Molecule: messenger RNA, 3513 nt
Organism: Porites lobata
Lineage: Eukaryota; Metazoa; Cnidaria; Anthozoa; Scleractinia; Poritidae
Source: the annotation of a GenBank genome assembly
AUGCAGAAAACUUGUGCGAAGAAGACACACACGACUGAAAACAUUGGCACUUCCCGCGAUCAUGGCAGUCUGAAAGAUUUCAAAACAAAGAUAGACUACCAAGAACAUCAGCUGAAAAUAGCAAAAGAACAGGGUGAUAGAGGGGAAGAAGGAAGAGUAUAUGGCAAUCUUGGCAUCACCUUUCUCUUGCUGGAAGAUUAUAUAACAGCCAAAGACUACCUAGAAUGUCAGCUUAAAAUUUUCAAGGAACUGGGUGACAGGUUAAGAGAAGGAAGAGCGUACGGAAAUCUUGGCAACGCCCAUUACUCUCUGGGUGAUUUCGAAACCGCCAGAGACUACUAUCAGCGUCGGUUGGAAAUUGCGAAAGAAUUGGGUGACAGAUCAGGACAAGUAGAGUUAUAUAGCAAUCUUGGAAACACCCAUCGAAGUCUGGGAGAUUUUAAAACAGCCAAAGACUGCUAUGAACACGAACUCAAAACUGCUGAAGAAUUUGGUGACAGGUUAGGAGAGGCAAGAGCGCAAAGAAAUCUUGGCAACGCCCAUUACAGUCUGGGAAAUGUUGAAACAGCCAUAGAAUGCCAUCAACGUCACUUGAAAAUUGCUAAAGAACUUUGUGACAGAUUGGGAGAAGGAAAUGCGUAUAGCAGUCUUGGAAUAGCCUAUCAAAGUCUGGGAGAUUUUAAAAAAGCCAAGGACUACCAUGAACGUCACCUGAAAAUUGCCAUAAAACUAGGUGAAAGAUUGGAAGAAGGAAGAGCGUAUGGUAAUCUUGGGAACGCCCAUUACAUUAUGGGAGAUUUCAAAACCGCAAGAGACUACUAUGAACGAAGCCUGAAAAUUACAAAAGAAUUGGGUGACAGAUCCGGAGAGGGAAUAGCAUAUGGCAAUCUUGGAAACGUCCUUGACCGUCUGGGAGAUUUUAAAACAGCCAUAGACUACCACCAGCGUUCUCUGGAAAUUGUGAACGAAUUGGAUGAUAGAUUAGAAGGAGGUGUGUAUGGAAAUCUUGGCAACGCCUACGAAGGUCUGGGAGAUUUUAAAGCAGCCAUGAACUACUAUGAACGUGACCUCAAAAUUGCCAAAGAAAGGAGUGACAGAUCGGGGGAAGGAAGAGCGUAUGGUAAUCUUGGGAACGCCCAUCACCGUAUGGGAGAUUUCAAAACCGCAAGAGACUACCAUGAACGUCAUUUGAAAAUUGCACAAGAAUCGGGUGACAGAUUGUCAGAAGGAAAUGCAUAUGGUAAUCUUGGUAACGCCCACCACAGUCUGGGAGAUUUUAAAACAGCCAUAGACUUUCAUCAACGUGACCUGGAAAUUGCCAAAGAAUUGAGUUGCAGGUCGCAAGAAGGAAGGGCGUAUAGCAAUCUUGGCAACACCCAUCAUAGUAUGGGAGAUUUCAAAACCGCAAGAGAUUACUAUGAACGUCACCUGAAAAUUGCAAAAGAAUCGGGUGACAGAUCCGUAGAAGGAAUAGCGUAUGGAAACCUUGGCAGAGCCCAUCACAGUCUAGGAGAUUUUCAUACAGCCAUAGACUACCAUGAACGUCACCUGAAAAGUGCGAAAGAACUGGGUGACAGAUCUGGAGAAGGAAAUGCAAAUGGCAAUCUUGGUGCAGCCUAUGACAACCUCGGAGAUUUCAAAACUGCCAAGGUAUAUUAUGAACGUUGCCUGAAAAUUGCUAAGGAACUGGGUAAUAGAUCCGGAGAAGAAAAAGCAUAUUGCCAUCUUGGCAACACCCAUCACAAUCUGGGAGAACUCAAAAGUGCUUUUGACUGCUAUGAGCGUGGUUUGAAAAUCGCGGAAGAACUGGGUGACAGAUCGGACGUUGGAAAAGCGUACAGCAAUCUUGGCAACACCCAUUACAGUCUCGGAGAUUUUAAAACCGCCAUAGAAUACCAUCAACGCCAUUUGAAAAUUGCGAAAGAACUGGGUGACAGAUCAGGAGAAGGAAUUGCAAAUGGAUAUAUUGGCAACGCCUAUCAAUUUCUGGGAGAUUUUAAAUCUGCUAAGGACUACCAUGAACGUCACCUGAAAAUCGCGAAAGAACUGGGUGACACCUUGAGCGAGGGAACAGCUUGUGCGAAUCUUGGUAAAUCUUUUAAAUUUCUGGGACAGGUUACAGCGGCCAUAAAAUAUUACCAACAAGCUAUUACUUUGUUUAAUAAUAUUAGAGAUCGUCUUCAAUUGAAAGACGAGUUGAAAAUAAGCUUGCGUGAUCGAUUCAAGAUAGUAUACGCAGGCCUUUGGCGUUUGAUGUUGACAGAGGGCAACGUUACAGAAGCUUUGUUUUCCGUCGAGCAAGGACGGGCACAAGGUUUAAAAGAUCUUAUGGAACUAAGUUAUGCCUUUCAAAGCCGUGAUGCGUAUGGUGGUUCUGGUACAGGAGUCAAAACAGUCAAUGAACUGCUUGGUUACCUUCCUCCAAACACAAUUUUUGUGGCUUUUGAAGAAAACGAAUUAAUCUUCUGGGUUUGCCAGAGUGGAAAGAAAUUUGAAUUACGAAAGAAACAAAUCCAUUCUGAGGAUGACGUUGAAACUUUCUUGGGGGUUCUCGUACAGGUUGCGCAGCAGGAAAUUGGAACAAGGGAUCUUGUGAAGUGUGAAGAUCGUUCACUUCAAUUAGCGGAUAACCUUGUACUUAAAAGGUCACCCCAGGAUGGCAAACAAACGAAAUGCUUGCACCUACAAAAAAGUACCUUAAGCACAUUGUAUGACACAAUCAUUGAGCCUAUUGAAGAUCUUCUUUUGGGCACUGAACUCAUGUUUGUCCCUGAAGGACCACUUUGCUUGGCUCCUUUUGCUGCAUUUAAGGGCCCGAAUUCCAAGUACCUUUGCGAGUCUUUCAGAAUUCGGGUGGCUCCAUCCCUCACCAGCUUGAAAAUGAUUGCGGAUUGUCCAGUAGAUUACCAUCACAAGUCAGGUGCACUUCUAGUGGGCGAUCCUUUGACAGAGCGUCCACCGCUACCAUCUGCCAGAAAGGAAGUAGAAAUGAUUGGCAGAAUGCUUGGCAGCACACCUCUAAUUGGAACACAGGCCACAAAGGAUGAGGUUUUAGCACGACUCGAUUCUAUUGCCUUGGUGCAUAUCGCUGCACAUGGCAAUAUGGAAACGGGAGAGAUUGCCCUAGCGUCAACAGAAGGCGUGAAAGAGAACAUUUUGACGAUGAGAGAUGUAAUGGGUGUUCAGAUGCGAGCAAGACUAGUUGUACUCAGUUGCUGUCACAGUGCUCGUGGGGAGAUCAAAGCCGAGGGUGUGGUCGGUAUAGCAAGAGCAUUUUUGGGUGCUGGUGCUCGUUCUGUUCUGGUGUCGUUGUGGGCGAUUGACGAUGAAGCCACUUUAGAAUUCAUGAAAAAUUUCUAUCAGCAUCUUGUGAAAGGGAUAAGUGCUAGUGAAUCCUUGAAUCAAACAAUGAACUGUAUGAGAGAAUCUGAAGAGUUUAAUGCAGUCAAGUAUUGGGCACCGUUCGUGCUUAUUGGUGAUGACGUCACAUUGGAAUUUGCUGGGAACGAAUAG